This is a messenger RNA of Spirodela intermedia, 219 nucleotides long. The record is from the annotation of a GenBank genome assembly. Lineage: Eukaryota; Viridiplantae; Streptophyta; Magnoliopsida; Alismatales; Araceae.
AUGAGGGAUUGGAGAUGGGCUGCAGUUGAGGCGACGGGCGAAGGGAGCUAUAUCCUCGUGUUUUAUGCAGCUGUCGGAACUCUCUGUCUUGUGGCGGCGGCCAUCUUCUCUUGUGCCGGUGGCGCCUCCGAGGACAAAGACUCUGCGGAACCUCAAAUAUACGGAAGCGGCUGUUCGGCGGGGUGCGGCGCAGGAUGCGGCGGGGGAUGCGGUGCCUGA